CAAAACACUAAACAGCAAACAUUUAGAGAAAAACCUUGGUUCUGCUUGUGUUUGCUCAUGUCUGGUCUUAGUAACUCAAGUAACAAAUCGCGAAAAGAUGGCCAAGCUGGUAUACCAUCUGCCUACAGAGGAGUCCGGAAGAGAAAAUGGGGCAAAUGGGUGUCUGAAAUCCGUGAACCGGGGACCAAGAACCGUAUCUGGCUAGGCAGUUUCGAGACUCCUGAAAUGGCUGCAACUGCCUAUGACGUUGCAGCAUUCCAUUUCAGAGGACGAGAGGCUCGUCUCAACUUCCCUGACCUCGUCAGCAGCUUGCCACGUCCUGCAGACUCUAGUGCAGACAGCGUUCGCAUAGCAGCUCAUGAGGCAGCGCUCAGCCUCAGAACCGAGCCAGUAGAGCCAGCCAUGCAAGUGGAUACCUCAAGCUCCUCCAACGUAAGUCCAACGAUGGUCAGUCUCUCUCCCAGAGAAAUUCAAGCGAUCAACGAGUCGACUUUGGGAUCUCCUACCAUGUUGAUGCAUUCAUCAUAUGACUCAAUGGGGUUUGACAAUGAUGUGGGGAUGAAUGUUUGGGAUACAUACCAGACUGACUACUCUCUAUGGGACCCCUAAUCCCAAAAUCAUGGAGAGUUAAUACCAGCUUAAGUCAAUGGCCUAGAAUGCUUGCAUAUUAGGGUUUAGUUUCCAGGGUCUAGCAAAAGGGUUGUUGAUUCUAACGGUAUAGCAAAGAAUAAAGUUCAUCUGAGUUUUUUUGGAGGGAAGGGCACUUGCUUUCUUCUAAAAUAAGUUACUUUAACAGAUGAGGUUGAUGGGUCCCAGAUAAGGACAUCUUCACAAAUAUUUUAAAAACUAUUUGUACUAGUAGACACACAGCUUCUAUUUUAUAAGCUAUGGUUAGAGAUUGUGAGGUGUGACCUAUUUUUUAUAUAUUUUUCCAAUCGUUUGUUAUCCCGUAUAUGCUUAUGAAAUUAAAUAUGAAUUAUCGUUCAGUAACAUGGACUUGUUUGGUAUUAUGAUGUAUGAAUUCCUGAAAAAUAUAAGAUGUCUUUUUUUUAUUCUAACAAGACUUUCUUUCCUUAACGAACCACUAGUUACUCUUAAGAAAAAUAUACAUUCCAUGCUAUAAAUGCAACUUACUUUGCGCCCCUUCAUCACGACCAAAGCGAUUAAGAAGUUCAAUGACCAUUGAAUACUGAUCAUUGAAAGAGUGAUUAUUACUUCGGAUAUCUCCACCUUGUCAAUACAUAUCUUCAUGAUCCUUGCA
This is a messenger RNA of Raphanus sativus (radish), 1261 nucleotides long. Its product is annotated as ethylene-responsive transcription factor ERF021-like. Bases 58 to 609 code for a protein of 183 amino acids. Gene Ontology annotation, molecular function: DNA-binding transcription factor activity; DNA binding. Gene Ontology annotation, biological process: regulation of DNA-templated transcription. The transcript has a single exon. The record is from RefSeq and is a predicted model, not a curated record. NCBI's taxonomy places the organism in Eukaryota, Viridiplantae, Streptophyta, Magnoliopsida, Brassicales, Brassicaceae.